CAAAGGAAACCAAACCGAGAGCUAAUAAUUGACGAACUGGGCCUCCUGCAGUACCACCAGCAGCACCACCACCACCACCAUGUUCACCAAGGACUUCCCACUGCCCACCGAGGAGGAGCUGACGGUGCAGGAGAUCAAUAUAAGCACGCCGUCCCUCAGAGCAGCCGCCUUUCAUCUGGGCAAGAGUUGUGAGGAACAGAACAAUGAGUACAUGCUGUGCCGGAAGGAGGAGAAGGACCCCCGUAAGUGCCUGGACGAGGGCAAGGCAGUGACGGCUUGCUCCCUCAACUUCUUCAGGCAAAUCAAGAAGUCCUGCCUGGAGGAGUUCUCGCAGUACGCCAACUGUCUCGACAAGUCCUCCAGAGAUAUGGAGUAUAAAUACUGCCGCAACACUCAGGCCAUCUACGACAAGUGUGUGCUGGACAACCUGGAUCUGGAGCGGCCUGACUUUGGUUACUUCUGUGAGCCGAAGAUUGUCGACUCAAAAAGGCCUAAGCCAGUGGAAGAGCGCCCCACCUUCCCUGAAGCCCCCGAGCCCCUGCCAGAGCUCCCACCAGGUAGUGAGGCCAGGUACGGCGCCCGCAGGUUCUGGUUCCAGUAGGCCACUCAUUACUGGCUGGCUGGUGUGGCAAAGUUUGUUUUCUUCCUUCACUGUAGCCAGAGAGACUUGCAACAGGAAGUAUUGCUGUGAAGUCCUGCCAGAACAGAUUCGAGGUUCACUUGUACACUAAUGUUACUUCAGUAGCAAAAUUUAGGUGGGAAAAUAGAGAACACAGUGUGCUGCUUUUAGUUUGGAGGGUCAAGGAAAGGAAGUGCUUGUCAUCUUGAAUACACUGGGCUGUUGUGACUAUUGGAAACUGUUGUCACCACCACCACCACCACAACCACACCCUCCUCACUGCUCACCACGAGACUGGCAUGUCAACAAAGAGCUGCAGUGAACUGUUGCUGUUGUAGUCUCUAGCAGUGUUUGCUUUGUACAUAAAGGUAUCUUAAAGUGUUAUAAUAUAUUCCUUCACAUGUCCUUUUGACAAAAAAUAAAGAUGUAAAAUAU
This is a messenger RNA of Portunus trituberculatus (swimming crab), 1054 nucleotides long. RefSeq names its product NADH dehydrogenase [ubiquinone] 1 alpha subcomplex subunit 8-like (gene ND-19). Lineage: Eukaryota; Metazoa; Arthropoda; Malacostraca; Decapoda; Portunidae. The record is from RefSeq and is a predicted model, not a curated record. The transcript has 4 exons. Gene Ontology annotation, biological process: mitochondrial electron transport, NADH to ubiquinone. The coding region runs from base 80 to 601 and encodes 173 amino acids.